Molecule: messenger RNA, 2952 nt
Organism: Closterium sp. Yama58-4
Lineage: Eukaryota; Viridiplantae; Streptophyta; Zygnematophyceae; Desmidiales; Closteriaceae
Source: the annotation of a GenBank genome assembly
AUGCCUGUCAUUGUGCUUCGCAUCUUGGUGGAAAAUCGCUGCAGCAAGCUGCUGGAGGGUCCAGAUUCCGACGUCGUAUUACCAGAGGGCCCUGGGGGUCCGAAGAACCCCCACCCAGGCCCGCGAUCCACCCCGCUCUUUCGCGUGCUGAACCCCGAGCUCUUCGUGAAGCCGAACGCGGCGGUUGCGCUGAUCGGGACGGUGGCGUUCGUGGGUGUGCUGGGGUCGCUGUAUCUGGAGAAGCAGGCAGUGGAGAAGCAGAGAGCGGAGGCGAAAGCAGCGGCUGAAGCGGCGCUGUUGGCGUCUGGCCAAACUCUAUCCUCGGACGACAGGGUUUACAAUCGUCUUAGAGGCACCACUCUUUUUCUUCACUGUGCUAUCUUCAGUGCCACAUUUGCGCUAGUACUCGUGGGUGCGGCAAAGCCUGAGCUCGCAAACUGCAGUCAUGCAGGUCUUCCAUUCGUGCGAAGCAUUGAUGCAAUUCCGUUGUCAAACUUCGGCCGCCCUGGGUUGUCUCACGCUACAAUUGCGGGCCAUGUUCACCAUGGUACGCAAGAGGUAGAAAUGUGGAUGCAGACCUUUGCUCCUGGAAGUGGAACUCCCAUUCACAGACAUGGAUGCGAGGAGCUGUUUGUAGUCCUCAAUGGUACAGGGAAGCUGCUGUUUGCCCCAAAUGUCCCUGAUCUUGAUGCACAAGGCAUAAUGCAGGCACAAGAAAAAGAAAAGGAGCAAAGCAUACCAGGUCUCCCUGUUUCUAGGCUCAUCAGUGCGAACAUGACCUUCAUAUUGCCUUCGAAUCAAGUCCAUCAGAUCUUGAACAGCGCUCCUGAAUGUGGCUCAGAGUCCUGCAACUUGCUGCAGCUUCUAGUCAUCAUAUCUGAACCUCCAAUUCACGUAUAUGCCUACAACUCUUGGGAUCUUCCACAUAGGCAGGCUGAUCUCAAGUUCCCAUACCCCCAGCCAUCGCCGUCACCAUCCCCGCAAACCGCCAUCGGAUCUUCUCUCACCGGCCUCCCAGCGUCGGAAAGAGACUCCGAUUAUAUCGAGGAUGGAGCCGUUCCUGUUCCUGGCCGAGCUCCUGGAGUCAACCCCUACAUUGUCCUCCCGGGAAGGGGAACUAGACCUGGGUCUAGGCCUGGUGCUGCUCCGACCGUCAGUAAUCAGCAUGCUCGACGCACAGGACCCCCCCAGGUCCCGUUUCCCGGCAACCGAGCCAUUCCUCCUGGUCGCCGGCCCCAUGUCCAGCGAUCUCCCUCCCCGUUCGGCUCUCUCGCGUCGCUUCACGAAAAGGUUCCGUUUCUGCCUGACGAGGAAGAAGGGAGAGAGUCGCUCGAGUCCACUCCUGGGUUGCCUGAGAGGGAGCCGCCAUCUCCGCCGCCUUCCCCGCCGUCGCAGCCGUUCCUUCCGUCCCAGCCUCCGCCUCCGUCGGCGGCGCAAGCGCGCGUGGUUACUCGAGCUCGGGAGGACGGGACCACGUCUUUAAAAAGUUCCAUAUUUAAUCUCUCGAACACGAUGAUUGGCGCGGGCAUGAUGGCCUUGCCUGCAGCGAUGAACGUCCUAGGGGUCGUGACUGGGAGCGUAGCGCUUAUCUUCGUGGCGCUAUUAACUUAUGGGUCCGUCAUGGCCAUGGUUCGCUGCACUGUCGCCGCUGCUGCCGCUUCAUCCCCUUCUGAGGAAGACCCUUCGCGGUUUCGGGAAUCGGACACCUCAGAUGAUGCCGCGGGAGCAGCAGGAAGAGGCAGAACUGGCAGAGACGGCAAUCCCAGGGAAUUGGGAAGAAAAUUAAACGCUAGCGAUGGAGGGAAUAUCAGCAGUGUUGGCAGCCGCAGUUUCAGUAUGCGGGAUGAGGAGAAGCUGAGUUAUAACCACACCGUGGCUACGGCUCUGGGAAGCACCGGACGGCUGGUGCUGCAGUUGUCGAUUGUUGUCAACAAUCUGGGCCUCAUGAUGGUGUUUCUUGAUAUCAUUGGGGAUGUGCUUGUAGGCAGCGCCACAGGACCUGGCGUUCUGCCACUGGAUCAGCUGCACUUGUCCCCAGAUUUGGCCAGAAAGACUAUCCUCGCUAUAGUCAUUCUCCUUAUUCUGCCUCUCUGCUUGCAAGACAGACUCGGGUCCAUGAAAGUCGCAAGUAAGAUAUCAGUGGCCCUGGCCAUCGCGUUUGUGCUGCUUGUGCUCCUGCUGUCCGGAGGGAAGAUUGCAGCUGGUGCCGCCACCAUGCCGCCACUGUUCGCCACGUCUGGCAAUGCUCUGGCUGUUUUCAGUGUCAUCAACAUCGUCACAAACGCCUUCAUAUGCCAUUUCAAUGUGACCCCUAUCUACAGGGAGCUAAGGGACCGCUCCCUCCCUCGCAUGCGCACGGUCGUCCGUUGCUCCGUCAUCAUCACAACCCUCGUCUACCUCGCAGUCGGCAUUUUCGGCCUCGUCCUUUUCGGCCCCGAUGUGCACACAGACGUGCUAUACGAUUUUGACACAAGCUUAGACGUCGUUCCAGGAAUGAGCCCCGUGAUCGCGGCGCAUGCGGUUGCGCUAGGGCAAGGGGUGAAGAUCGGGUAUGCGAUUUCCAGGGUCGACGGAAAUGAGGAUGGGACGGAGGAGGCCGGGGAGGAGGAGGUGGGAGAAGAGAGGGAAGGGGAGGAGACGGAAGGGGAGGAGGAGGACACAGAGGGGGAGGAGGAGGAAGAGGAGGACGAGGAAGCAAGGCUCGAAGAGCUUCGACGGGCGGAAGAAAAGGCAACUAAAAGGCGACGUUUUUGGCGCCAAGUCCGUUUCGUACUCCUUACAGUGUUCCUCCUCGCUAUGGCAUUUUGUGGAGCGGUGCUGGUGCCGGAUAUCUGGAUAGUGUUCCAGUUUAUGGGCUGUACUGCAGCGGUUAUCAUAGGGCACGUGUUUCAUGUUACUGCACCUUGCGCUUGCUGCAACUGCUUUUUCUACGGUAUUAAUUCAUUUUCCUGA